This is a messenger RNA of Cherax quadricarinatus, 1006 nucleotides long. NCBI's taxonomy places the organism in Eukaryota, Metazoa, Arthropoda, Malacostraca, Decapoda, Parastacidae. The record is from RefSeq and is a predicted model, not a curated record.
ACGAAUAGUUCCUAUUUUUCAGCUGACAAAAUGGAUAAUUACAUUGGAGUUGGUGAAUGCUUGCUCUUAUCUUGCGUGAAUGGUGUCAUCUUUGCUCUGUUCGCCGCUCAACCACUGCUGAUUGUAGGCGCCACCGGUCCUCUUAUGGUCUUUGACAUGAGUCUUUACCAAUUUUGCCAGACAAAUGAAAUUGAUUUCCUGUCCAUGAGAGUGUGGAUUGGCAUAUGGAUGACGGUCAUUGGGUUAUUAGUCGUUGCUGUGGAAGCCAUAGCUCUUGUGAGGAAGUUCACCAGGUUUAUCGAGGAGAUUUUUGCUUCCUUAGUUUGCAUCAUCUUCGUCUACGAGGCCAUUACAAAUAUGGCGGCUAUCUUUUAUGACCAUCCACUCUUGGAGGUGUAUAGCUGUGGAUAUUAUCCCUCAAAUACAACAUCUUAUCCUAAUACAACAAUGGAAGUCGGGUUCGAUAACAUCAGUGAUAUGUCAUUGCUUGACACUGUUAACGGCAGUAUCAUCGACAGUGAGGACGGCAGUAUCAUCGACAGUGUGAACGGCAGUAUCAGCGUUAGCGUCAAUAGCACUAUCAAGAAAGCUAUGAAAAAGCGCAAAAUGAACCCCCAGCCCAACACUGCUCUCCUCUCUCUCAUCCUCAUGCUGGGAACCUUUAUUAUUGCCAUUAAGCUCAAAUACUUUCGUAACUCUAAGUAUUUAGGCAGAGGCAUCCGUCGCUCUCUGGGAGAUUUUGGUGUUCCUAUCGCCAUUUUUCUCAUGGUGCUGCUAGAUUAUCUCAUCAAGGACACUUACACCGACAAGCUCACUAUGCCUGAAGGUAUACAGCCCUCCAACCCUGCAGUCCGAGGCUGGUUGAUCAACCCUAUGGGCCAGGAGAAGCCUCUGCCUAUUUAUUGCAUAUUUGCUGCAGCUCCCGCUUCUAUACUCGUCUUUUUCCUCAUCUUUCUCGAAGAAAACAUCUGCCAGUAAGUGGUGGUUAAAAAAAGUUCUUCGAGUC